Malania oleifera is the source of this 2931-nucleotide messenger RNA. Its product is annotated as U-box domain-containing protein 35-like. Gene Ontology annotation, biological process: protein ubiquitination; protein phosphorylation. Bases 226 to 2640 code for a protein of 804 amino acids. The record is from RefSeq and is a predicted model, not a curated record. The transcript has 10 exons. NCBI's taxonomy places the organism in Eukaryota, Viridiplantae, Streptophyta, Magnoliopsida, Santalales, Ximeniaceae. Gene Ontology annotation, molecular function: ATP binding; protein kinase activity; ubiquitin-protein transferase activity.
UAAAUUUAACGGGUUUUGGUUCCGUUCGUUUGGUUGCACUCACCGUCCAAGCUUCUUCCAAAAAUACAGAACAAAACACGAAAAUAAGUUUCCAAAAUUCUACUUGGUUUGGGUGCCAAAAGUAUAGUUCGUAGAGAAAGAGGCUUCAGCUGGAUUGAGAGAGCUUCCAAUCUGAAGUUUCCCAGCGUCUGGUAUGAAUUUCUAACCUGAGAAUCCACAGGAUCCAUGGGGGAAAGUAGAAUUGUUGAAGCAGAAGAGGAACCUGCUUCAGCACCUCCCAAUUAUUUAAAUGUGGCUGUAGCUGUAAAUGGAUCUAUUAAAAGCAAACAGCUAGUUAAUUGGGCGUUGGAGAAGUUCAAUCCGGAGAGGAAGGUUAUGCUCAAGUUGAUAUAUGUCCGCGCUAGGAUAAUUGCAGUUCCUACACCAAUGGGGUACUUCAUUCCUAUUUCAAAAGCUCGAGAUGAUGUAGCAGCUGCUUAUAAGGAAGAAGUCGAAUGGCAGACCUGUGAAAAGCUUCUUCCUUUCAAGAAAAUGUGUGCUCAACAAAAGGUUCCAGUAGACAUUACAGUAAUUGAAUCAGAUGAUAUUGCAAAUGCAAUAGCAGGGGAGGUUGCCAAGUGUACUAUCAACCGGCUUGUUAUAGGCGUAUCAACUGAGAGCAUAUUUAGAAGGAAAUGUAAUGGACGAAGUUUAUCCUCAAGAAUCUCAGAAUGCACUCCAAGCUUUUGUACGGUUUAUGCUGUUUCAAAGGGAAAAUUGUCAUCUGUUCGCCAAUCUAAAUGUGAGACAAUUGGAAGCAUUAUAGAUGACAGUAGUGAUGCAAGUUUUCGUAGUAACAGUUCUUCAAGUUGCACUUCAAGUUCACAAACAGACCUUAGCUCAGUUGCUUCAUUCUCUCAUCUUGAUCCGCCUUCCCAACCGGCAAAGCAAUUUCAAGCUCAUUCUACUGCAAACCAGACCCUUCUCAUUGCAGGAAAAUACAGCCAAUCUGACUGUCAAUCUGAGGAUACCGGGGAAGAAGAUGAUGUAACAAGUUAUAGUACUGGUAGUUCAGGUGUUGAGCAUUUAAAUAAUUGUAUUGCCAUCUACAGAAGCCAGUUAACAGACAACCAAUCAUGGAUUACCGAUCAAGCUUCUACCUCAAACACUCCCGAUUUUUCUUCUGAAAACCAGUUGAAUAUUAAUUUUGAGCUAGAAAGACUGAGAAUUGAACUCAGACAUGUUCAAGGAAUGUAUGCAGUAGCUCAAAGUGAGACACUGGAUGCUUCUCACAAGCUAAACAAUCUAAACAAGCACCAGUUGGAGCAGGCAGUUAAACUUGAGGAGCUAAGGUGUAAGGAGAAUGAAGCUAAGGAAUUAGCAAGAGAGGAGAAGGAGAAAUAUGAAGCUGCAAAACGAGAAGCUGAAUAUGUGAGGGAAUGUGCUGAAGUAGAAGCUUUGCAAAGAAAAGAAGCACAGAGUAAAGCCUUUCAUGAAGCUUCUGAAAAGGAAAAACUGGAGGAUGCCCUUGUGGGUCAUGUGCAGCAGUACCAGACGUUCACAUGGGAAGAGAUUGUGUCUGCUACCUCAUCAUUCUCUGAAAAUCUUAGGGUUGGAAUGGGAGCAUAUGGAGUGGUCUACAAGGGCAGUUUCCACUAUACAACAGCUGCAGUAAAAGUCCUCCACACUAAAGAUUCUCCCAAAACCAAGCAAUUUCAGCAGGAGCUUGAGAUUUUGAGCAAAAUUCGUCAUCCCCAUUUGCUGCUGCUUAUUGGUGCAUGUCCUGAUCACGGUUGCCUUGUAUACGAAUACAUGGAGAAUGGUAGCCUGGAGGAGAGAUUGCUUCGGAAAAAAGAUACUCCCCCAAUCCCAUGGUUUGAGAGAUUCCGAAUUGCUUGGGAAGUAGCCUCUGCCCUUGUUUUCCUUCACAACUCAAAGCCAGAUCCAAUUGUUCAUCGUGAUCUGAAACCCGCAAAUAUCUUGCUUGACCAUAACUUUGUGAGCAAAAUUGGUGAUGUUGGCCUUUCGAUGAUGCUUCACCAGGAUGAAUCUUCUUUCUCCAACAUGUAUAAAGACACAGGCAUUGCUGGAACGUUAUGCUACAUAGAUCCAGAGUAUCAAAGGACAGGGCGAGUCUCCCCAAAAUCUGAUGUUUAUGCAUUUGGGAUGGUGAUUUUACAGUUGCUGACUGCAAAACCGGCAAUAGCACUGACCCAUGUGGUUGAAACAGCAAUUGAUGAUGGUCAUUUGAUGGAGAUUUUGGAUCCAGAGGCUGGGACAUGGCCAAUUGAAGAAACAAAAGAAUUGGCUACACUAGCACUUUGCUGUGCAGAGCUUCGACGAAAAGACAGGCCUGAUUUGAAAGACGAGGUUCUUCCUGCAUUGGAGAGAUUGAAAGAAGUCACCGGCAGGGCCCGAGAUUUACCUUCUGGCAUACAAUUGGCGCCUCCUAAUCACUUCAUUUGUCCAAUUCAAAAGGAUGUAAUGACUGACCCUUGUGUCGCUGCAGAUGGAUACACUUACGGCCGCAAAGCACUAGAGACAUGGCUUGAACAGAAUGAUACAUCGCCCAUGACAAAUUUGCCGCUGCCAAAUAAGAAUUUUGUACCAAAUUAUGCACUACUCUCUGCAAUUUUGGAGUGGAAGUCUGGAAGGCAAUGACACCCACCUCACUAUUCAUGAUCUAGGUUUGCACAGGGCGGCUUUUUUUUUUUCUCGGGAAUCCCUGCUAGAAUUCUGCCCAUUAGCAUUUAUACCUUGCUUCUUGAAUUUGUUAUGAUCCUGCCCCAGAAUAGAGGUGGAAAAUUUCAGGAAAGCGUUUGUGUAUCUAGUCUAAAGCUAUGUAAUUUCUUGAAUUUGAUAUCGUUCAAUUCCAAAAUGGAAUGUAAAAAUUAGCUAUGUAAUUUUUUGAUUUUGGUAUGAUAUAACAAUAAAAUCAAGUCUUAAGUCCCA